AUGAGUACCAAUCACAAGCAACACUUUGCAAAGAUUGUGCCAGCCAUUUGGCAAGACACUGAGCAUAAUGGCAGCAGCUUUGUGCAGACCAAUGCUUCUCAGCUCCUGAACAAGGAAACAUACCCUGCUGAAAAGGGUGCUUGUACUGUUCACCCCAUGCAACCUUUAAAGUGUGUACAAUCGGCAUUUGCGGUGCUACUUGGCCAUCAUGGGCUACCCCAACAACGCAGUCUUGACAGCUCUGUUUUGCAGCAGCAGCCUUCGCAGACUUCCGCAUCUUCUCAAGUCAGAGCUACUGUUCAGCCAUCCUCAUUCCCAUCCAGUACGAGAUCUAAGCAGAGCCAGUCCAAGCACGGUCAGGGCUCUUCUCUGCUUUUGCAAGGCAAUGCUCCUGUGGGUGAAGCGCUUGAUGAUGCCAGUAUGCCUGAACAGGCUAAGGUUCUGGAAGAAAGCAGUGGCGGAGAGGCCAAGCAUGAUGGCAAUCUCCGGAAAACUUUGCUUACCAUGGGUAAUGCCAUUGCCGCGCUGUUGCUUGCCCCACAGACCAUGCCAUCCCACGCUUUGUCCUCUCAAGAUGCAUCAAACAUCCCUCCAGCUGGCUCCUUUGCACCUGCUCUUCCUCAAGCAAAAAUGUCUGCUCUGCUAAGCCGUCUUACAAGCUGCCAGAUCAACUCUGGUUCCCAGUGCGUCCAGAAUUGGCUUUGCUUCUCCAGUCGUGGUCCAGUCUUUGGCACGCCCCAUUGA
Messenger RNA from Ceraceosorus guamensis, 744 nucleotides. RefSeq lists its product as hypothetical. The transcript is spliced from 3 exons. The coding region runs from base 1 to 744 and encodes 247 amino acids. Lineage: Eukaryota; Fungi; Basidiomycota; Exobasidiomycetes; Ceraceosorales; Ceraceosoraceae. The record is from RefSeq and is a predicted model, not a curated record.